Molecule: messenger RNA, 6963 nt
Organism: Penaeus chinensis
Lineage: Eukaryota; Metazoa; Arthropoda; Malacostraca; Decapoda; Penaeidae
Product: mucin-2-like
Exons: 1
Coding region: 1447-6792 (1781 amino acids)
Source: RefSeq, a predicted model, not a curated record
UCUCCUUUUUGCUCUCUUUUUUCUUCUCUUUUUUCUCGCUCUCUCUACAUCCCCCGUCACCCUUUUCCCUGCCUUUCCCCUUCUCAAGCAAAGAGACAAACAAACAAGGGCCAUUGUACUCGUGUGAGGUAAAUGUAACUUUGCUGUUGGUGAUCCGUCUUCAUAAUUUGUAUUCACUGGUAUUUUUUUUUUUUUUUUUUCUUUCAUUGUGACAGCACCUUUUGAUGUCACCGUAACAGGUCUUGUUUUUCCUCUGUCGCUGUCCUAUUGUCUCUUUCUUUUUUUUGUAAGAGCGGCCGUUGCUCGAUGUGACGAGUUUAUAUCGUGUAUAUAUGUUUUAUGCACAACAGAGUUUUUAAAGUAAUGCACUACUUUUUCCAUAUUGUUUUAUAUUUUAGAUUUCGUCAGAUUAUUGCCGACGCUGUGGCUAUUCUAUAUUCUUUAAAUGUUAUUGGUAUAUUACAUAUGUUACAAUUUGAUUGUUACAAAUGGUACACAUUUAUUGCUGUAAUUAACGCUUAUUUUAUCAUCAUUGCCACCUUGCAGCACAUUUAUCGCCACCAUCUCCAUCGCCAUUUCCUUGAAACCAUUGCUGAAAUACCGAUUGAUUCGUUUGAAUUAUCGCAGUGAUGAGUUUAACCAGGUUCUCUUUCGUUGCCGGGCUUGAGCAGGCAAACGUUGCGGAGAGGCCAAGCUGGUCGGUAUGCAGGCUUGGGGUUUGGGAGGGGGGGAGUGGAGGGGAUCCAACAGCCCCCUCCCCUCUCUGGGCCUCCCCUCGCUCGCCAGAUUAUAUGUUUGUUGACGUUGUGAUGACACGCCCGGGCCACUCUGGGGUUACUCUUACCUCCUCGUUCGGGUCUUCAUUGUUAAGGCUUCAUGAUUGCUGGGUUGGGGAGGUGGGGAGGGAUGGGGAAGGGUAGGAAGUGGUUAUGCUUUCUUAAAGGACAGUGUUUUGUACAUUAUUUCCUUUCCCUUUUCUUUCUUCACUUAUUUUUAAUUUUCUUAUCAUCAUGGCCUUUUUACCUCUGCCAUGGGUUUGCUCACUCGUUGCCGUAUUCUUGCCAUUCACCCUCCCUUCUUCCCUGCCAACGCACCCUGCACCUCCUCAUUGGCUUUCCACCUUGUCAUCUCCAUUACGUGCGUUAUCACUGCUUCUGCAUCAGCACCCGCGGAUGAGGUUCCUGCUCUUUCUCUGUCGUCACCUGUGCGAGGCAGACGUAAACAUUGCCAGCAAGGCGUAAACAGGAUUAAAAAAAAAAAAAAAAAAAAAAAAAGUAAAGCUAAAAGUAUUAAACAAUUAUAGUUUCUGGAAAAGCUGCUGACCCGAGGCAUUGCAUCCACCCUCCUUCCCCUCCCUGUUGCUCUGGGCAUCAGGCUCCUUUGCAUGCUCCAUCGUCAAAGAAAGGCCUGGGAAGACGAAGCUUUUUCAACGGCUAUAUUUGUUUAAUGCUCAAAUGUGCAAUCUGUUUACGUGUUGUUGCUAAUGUUUGUAUUUGUUUACAGGCAAGUGGCGACGGCCGUGGGGCAGGUGUCUCAUUCACAGGUCAAGCAACGAAGGGCUGCGCGAAAGACGGAAAGGGAAAGUCUCCGCGGGACCAGCACAAGCGGAAGCGCAGGGUGGAGGACCCUUCGCCCUCGCCCUCCCCCUCCCCCCCUCCCAAGCACCAGCGCCAGAACCUCCCAGGAACUCCGGAGGCGACGAAGACCGCGAAGAAGCCGAAGCCAAAUCAGCGGAAAAGGUCCCUGAGCAGCGAGAGAGGGUCCGAGACCGCGGGUUCCUCCGGCAGCCAGACUGACGGCGAGAGUGUGGGCAAGCAGGAGCACCCUACGAAGCAGAAGACAGCGACGGGGCAAGAAGAAUCGGCCAUUCAAGAGAUGAGCGGCCAGACAAAAAGGGUUAAGCAGGAGAAAAUGGCCAGCGUGGCGGAGGGGCAGAAUAACGAGGCCGAAGAAGCGCAAAACAAGCAACGCGCAGCGAAGAGACUUAAGAGGCUCAAGCGAUUUCUGCAGUUGAAUAAGCACAAGCCUUUCUCCAAGCUGCAGAGGUUGGUCAGACUGAAGAGGUUGGUCAAGCAGAAGGGCCGAGCCAAGCAGAACUUGAGCACAAGGGGACAAAAGAAGCAGCGAGACCAAGCCAAGGGAAAGAGCUUGUUCAGGCAAGAUGAAGUGAAACCUGAAGGCUUAGGCAAGCAGAAGAACUUGGCCACCAAGAAUGAGGGCGUGGGAAGAGGCUGCGGUAAGGAGAAGAGCGACGCCAAACAUGAGAUCGUGGUUAAGCAAGAGAAUGUGGCUAAUCAGGAGAUAACAAGUACCCAGAAAAGAGCAGCCAGCAGUAUUCUUCAUUCAUGCAAGCAGGGGCGCAUAGUGAAACGGAAAUCGAAAAAGAGCAAGAACCCCAGCAUUAAAAGUAAACAAAAGAUUAGAGAUGAGUAUUCUGCAUUCGGUAACCUCAUAGCGAAUCAGCUGCGCAACAUGGAAAGCAAAAGUACUCUUAACAUCGUGCAACACAGAAUUUGUCAAGUCAUGAUUGAAGUACAGAUGUGGCACUACAAGCCAGAAAUUGCACGUAUGCUUUUCCCCAGUCCUCAUGGGCCCUCGGCGCCUCCUUCUGCUUCGCCUCCUUCCACGGGUUUUGGCACGGCUGCUCCGGUUACCCCCCAUGGCCAGGAAGCAUCUGUGCUGCACUACCUUCCCACUGCACUACCUUCUGUCGCACAAACCCAACCGUGUGGUGCAUGUUCGAAACAAAGUACUUCCACAACGCGAGUGUCGGGAACCCCAGCCACGCCCCCAACGUCAGCCUCAGUCCUGGUCGCUGUUCCCAAUCCAACGGUGUCAAACCUAGUCCCAUCUAAUCCUCUUGUGCCUGCUCCUGUUAGGUUUAAUCUCCCCUCUUCGAACCGUGUUGUGCUUACCCCUGGCUGGUCCAACCCUCCCACGACCAACCCAGUUGUGUUUCCCCUUAUUAAGUCGAAGCCGCCAACGACGAAUGUUUUCUUAACUGUUGUUAGGCCCAAUCCUUCUACCUCAAACCCAGUGGCGUUUACUUCAGAGAAGUGUAAACAACCUUCACUUAGCUUGUCCACAUCUAAUCAGACAGAGCGUAGUCAAACUGCCGCAGAGCCAGGUAGUCAUAGCGCAUCUACAUCUGACACGGGUGCCCUUAACCCAGUUUCAGUAGAGGGAACAGCCCCACCUAGCCUAGUUACGUCUCAUGAAACUACAACUAACGUAAUUUCUUAUAUUCCGAGUGCUACUCUCGAUGUAACUGGCAUGCAUAUGGAGAAAACCAACCCAACUACACUGAAUUCUUCCACACUGCGCACAAUUCUUACUUCAGCUCCUCCUAAGCAAAACUUUUGUAGCCUUUCUAAAAUGGGUAUUUAUGCUCAAACCCUAGUUUCACUUAAUCCGCCAUUGACAAGGACGACUCAAUCAGAGCCAACCAUAUCCAGCUCGUGCAUGCAAACAUCAAAACCAACCACAUCAAUCUUAGAUGCUGCACUCAAGUCAGCCAUACCAGAAGCAGUCACUUCCAUGACUGAUGUAACAGGAUCGGUCAGUUGCAUACCAUAUUCAUCUGUGCCUACACUAAAUCUGUUAACACAAAUGAUAACUGUGCCAGACUCGGCUACAGCACAAGCAAAAACGCCGAAACCAAAUGUAGUUAUGCCUGGGCCGGCUACAACAAGGUCAGCUGAUAACCAAGAACCGAAUUUACCAGUAACAUGUGUGGCGACAUUUGACACACCUAUAUCUAUCGCAUCUAACCUUGACACCGAAACAAAGGACCCUACAACUCGUGGUGUAGCAAUGUUUAUUCCCGUUACGGAGAACAUAGUUAUGCCUGGCAUUGGCGCGUCAAACAUGAAGAGCCCAACUGACCCAAAUGUAGUGGUAACUGAUUCAAAUACACUACAUGCACCUCAGUCAGACAUGUUUGUUGAUCCACAUGUAGUUACGCCUGGCUCUGAUGCUUUGAAGCCUACAACAUCAUCAUCAAAUCCACCUUGGCUAAGUGAUUGUUCACCUCAUCCAUCUACAGUAGAUGUAGUUUCAACCAACCAGUCUUCCCCACUAUCUACCGUUCCAGAUGUAGCUGCUCCUAUCUCAGUCAUUUCAAGUGAAGCUACAGGGGACAUGCCAAAUACACAAGAAAUUAUUUCAUCUCAGCCAGGGACACUUUCCUCAAAUAUAACCUUAUUGGAGAAAGCUAAACCAAACGAAGGUGCAUCCAUUUUAUCGGCUAAUGUAUCUGUGCCAUCACGUGUACCUCCAAACCAAGAAAUAUUAGAUGAGCUAAGUACACCUGGUGUUAGUGACCCAGCAGUACAUCCUGGUCCAAAGUCAACUCUUGAAGCUGCAGAUGCAAGUGCAGAUACCCAUGACGUACCUGUCCAUUCACCUGCACUUGUUGUAGAAACAUCUGAGUUAACUAAACCAUGUUCAACAGCUCCGGUUGUAGAUGGAACUGAUCAAAAUACACCUGUAGCUCCAUGUAAUCCAACUACAUCUAUUGUAACUAGUCCAGAUCCAGCUACUAUUGACUCAGAUGGAUCCAGCCCGGGUGCGGACAUCGAUUUGCCUGUGGUAUCUACACCCAUUACAGUUACUGCUGAUAAUUGUGUUUGUGUAACUUCUAGUCCAGCUACACCUCCUGUAGCUGCAUGUGUAGAUACACAGGAUGGAGUUACACCUAUAGUUUCUAGUCCAGUUACACAUAUUGUAGCAACAGCUGUUGACGUAGCACAAGUACUUGCAACCGAUUCAGUUGCACCUGUUGUAGAUAUGUCGGGCCCACCCACAUCAAGUUUAAAUAAACCAACUACACCUGAUGAGCCAAUUACACCUAUUGCAGACACAGAUGUAUUAGAUACACCUGACGUAGCUAUGACUGAUGUAGGUACUCAUAGUCCAAAUACAACUGAUUUAGAUAUGGUUGACCAAACUGCACCUGUUGUAGAUGUUCGGAGUCCAGCUACACCUCUUGCAGAUACUCCUAAUCCAGGUACAUCUCCCGCAUCAGUUUAUGAUGAAACACCUGGCACACCCAACCAGACACCUACUGGAGCUACUGCUGAUCCAGUAAUACGUGAUUUAGCAUCUGGUUCUGUUGCACCUACAACAGAUACACCUGAUCCAGCUAUAUUUACUGUGGCAUCUCCCAAAUCGCCUGCACCAAAUGAAGCUUCAGAACGAAGUGUACCUGGUGCAGCUACUGACCCAGGUACACCAGACCUUGGUGUAGCUUCUGAUCCAACUACAUCUGCUAUAGCUUCUAAUCCAAGUACACCUGUUGUAGCUACUGACGUAACUACACCUGAUCACGCAACACCUAGUGUAGCUGAUGACCCAGUCACAUUUAGUGAGGAUGCCCAUACAGUUCCACCAAGGGUAGUUUCUGAUCCAAGUACACCUGGCGUAGGUAGUGACCCAGCAAACCCCGGUGUAGCUAUUGGCCCAACUACACCUGGUGAAUCUUCGGAUCUGGUUACACUUAAAGAGGUUGCCGAUCCAGCUAUCACUCGAGCUACACCUAGUGUACUCACCGAAGCAGCCACACUCGGUGAAGCCUCAAACCUGACAAUACCAGGUGAAGCUAUCGACUCAGCUACACCUAGCGAAGGUUGUGAUCAAGUAGUACCUGUUGAAGGUACUGAUACAGCUACACCUGCUGAAGCUGCUGAAAGUACGAAUGUACCUGCUACAGCUGCAGAAUUUAUUAAUCCAGCAACAAUUGCUAAAGGUAGCGGUGUAGUUACACCUGCUGAAAGUCCAGAUCCAAGUUCAGCUGUUGAAAGUACUAACCCAGUUACUGCUGCGGAAGGUAGUGACGCAGCUACACCAACUGAAGCUACUGAAAAUGUAGAUUAUACUACAUCUGCAGAAGGUACUGAUCCUGCUACACUUGCUAAAGGUAUUGAUCCUGCUACACUUGCUAAAGGUAUUGAUCCAACAACACCUGCUGAAAUUCCUGAUCCAACAACACCUGCUGAAAUUCCUGAUCCAACAACACCUGCUGAAAUUACUGAUCCAACAACACCUGCUGAAAUUACUGAUCCAACAACACCUGCUGAAAUUACUGAUCCAACAACACCUGCUGAAAUUACUGAUCCAACAACACCUGAUGAAAUUCCUGAUCCAGCUACACCUGCUGAAAUUCCUGAUCCAACAACACCUGCUGAAAUUACUGAUCCAACAACACCUGAUGAAAUUCCUGAUCCAGCUACACCUGCUGAAAUUCCUGAUCCAACAACACCUGCUGAAAUCCCUGAUCCAGCAACACCUGCUGAAAUUACUGAUCCAACUACACCCGUUGAAAUUACUGAUCCAACUACACCCGUUGAAGUUACAGAUCCAGCAACACCUGCUGAAGUUACUGAUCCAGCUACACCUGCUAAAAGUAUUGAUCCGGCUACACCUGCCGAAGGUAGUAGCCCAGCUACACCCGUUGAAGCAGAAGAUCCAGCGACAUCUGCUAAAAGUAUUGAUCCAGGUACACCUGUCGAAGAUAGUGGCCGAGCUAUACCUGCUGAAGGUAGAAGCCCACCUACACCCGUUGAAGCAGAAGAUCCAGCGACACCUGCUGAAGGUACUGAUCCAGCUACACCUGCUGAAGGUACAGAUAAAGCAACACCUACUGAUGGCACAGAUACAGCAAUACCUGCUGAAGGUUCAGAUCCAGAAACACCUGCUGAAGGUAGUGGCCCAGCUACUCCCGUUGAAGCAGCAGAUCCAGCUACACCUAGCGUUGCUUCUGGUUCAACGACACCAGACCCAAGUGUAGUGUAGAUGCAUCUAGUGUGGCUGUGUCUGAUUCAACUGCGUAAGAUGUGGUAGUCUAAUAGCCAGUUCAGUUACAUCAGAUGCACGAAAGCUAAACACACGAAAUAACGGAGAGAAUCAGAGUCCAUUUGCAUCCAUUUUACUGUAGUUAUCUUUGUGGUUGUUUAUUGCUUGUUG